Protomyces lactucae-debilis is the source of this 1874-nucleotide messenger RNA. RefSeq lists its product as uncharacterized. Bases 311 to 1801 code for a protein of 496 amino acids. Lineage: Eukaryota; Fungi; Ascomycota; Taphrinomycetes; Taphrinales; Protomycetaceae. The record is from RefSeq and is a predicted model, not a curated record. The transcript has a single exon.
CAUAUAGAACCGAGGAGUAGCAAAGCCAUGACGGCCUACCCGGUCUGACCAUUUUUUUAACCUUAUUCAGCUAGCAAACGACUUUACACAGCGGCAAGAAAAGCCCUCCUAGAGGCUCCCACAUCUUCGGGUCGGCCUCCUCCUCCCUCACACCCCUCAAGCGUCACUUGCAACAAUCAAGCGUCUGAGUUCUUGACCAGGGCCUACAUCUACAGCGCCCAGUCUUUCCCUUUCAUCAAGCAGCCUCCUCUCAUUCGUUUGUAGGGGCCUCUUGUCAGUCGGUCUUUUGUCCAGCAUCUUGAAGAGACAGAUGUCUGACCCAUUCGCUUCACCCUGGACCUAUCAACUGGAUGGUCGCUCAACAGCAUCGAUACCAGUCAAGACACUCCCUGCAGUCACUCGCUCAACACGACAGCGAUCAAAAGCGGGCAGCAACGCAGCAACAGCCUCAAUCACUCGGCCUGUACAGGGAGCAGUUGUAGGAGGUAGCAAGAUGGGCGGUCGGCCACGUUCCAUUACGUUGCCGGGUCCUUAUCGCAUGCAGCAAUCCUCCAGUCCCUUGUCAUCGCCCAUCUUUGCUUUACCAACACCAGGUCUCUCAUGGACCAAUACGAGUCUCGAUGGCCGCUUACUAUCGCCUGCCGAGUCUGGCCCAACACAACAGUUCAGUGCCAGAGACCGUGAAGGAUCUAUUCUAUCGUCUGGAUCCUCGUCAGACGGCCGGGUAGUAGCAGCACGGCCCAUAUUACAGCCGCGUUCGCAAUCUGCUCGGUCCACAACGACGUUGGCGUCGAUGACAGGUCGGCCUGGUCUCACACCUGCAUCUCGAGCACGCGGGCUAUCUCUUUCCCUCGUUGUUGGCGCUGAGGGUCAAGCUGCAUUGCACACAGAAGCCCGUGCUAUGAUGGAGGAAGACCCGGGGAUGCGCGGUGAGGCGAUGCGUCGUAUGGCGUCGUUUGCAGGGAGUGAUGUAUCCGUCACUCGUCCGCUUGGUGGCUUGACACUCGCUACAGGUGGACGCAGUGAGACGCUGAUGCGAUCGGUUUCUCAGCAUGCAGAGUAUAGCCCGACGAUGCCACUCACGCCGCUGACUGCUGGGUAUGAUCAGAAAUACAUUUCACCCUCACAAAUGCGUCGGCCGUCGCUGAUGCAAACGCCAGAGUCAAUUUGGGAUAGUCCAGAGAGCAAUACGGAUGAGACGCACAGUCCAUUUUCUUCACUGGAGGAGAGUCUACCGCAGAGAGAGGAUGCUCGUGCGGCACUACAGCAAGUCUAUGAUCGUCGUCGAGGAGGCACGCAAAUGCCACUUAGUACAAGUCUCCCUGCUCCCUCUGACUUCUUCGUCAAUAUGAUGCCGACAUCGCCACAAGCACCAUUGCAGCGUGCUCGGCAUCGUCAUCCAUUGACGUGCGGUGCGUGUCACAUGGUCUUUCGAACAGCGCGGGCACAUCAGGUGCAUACCUCUGGUGGGUGUGGUGUCAAGCAGGCACCCUUCUUGGCAAGUGAUUUCUUGGAAGCGCUCGAUGCUGGUUCAUCGGGUGGGUUCUUUGACUUUGCACAUGCAACAGCAGGGUCGUCGCCGCCAGGUGUGCAAGACUUUCAGGAAGAGGCGAGGUUUUCUGGCGGAAGCCGAACACAUGGCAGUUUACUGGCGAGUCCGUUGCUGAGUGGUGAUGAGGAGUUGUUCUCAACACCUGUUGCUGCGUCCUCAGAGCCGAAGAAGCGGUCGUUGGUGGGUGGCGUGGUACUGCCGCAGCAGGAGAGUCCGUCGCAGAUCCGGACGAGCAAGCGGGCUAGAUAGAAUCAAUUUGUGUCUAUAGAUGUUUGUCAUUGCAGCGACGGCCUGACUAUGUCUUUGCCAAUAUAGAUACAGA